Messenger RNA from Monosiga brevicollis MX1, 3378 nucleotides. RefSeq lists its product as uncharacterized. Gene Ontology annotation, molecular function: nucleic acid binding; aminoacyl-tRNA deacylase activity; 3'-5' exonuclease activity. The record is from RefSeq and is a predicted model, not a curated record. The coding region runs from base 1 to 3378 and encodes 1125 amino acids. NCBI's taxonomy places the organism in Eukaryota, Choanoflagellata, Craspedida, Salpingoecidae. Gene Ontology annotation, biological process: nucleobase-containing compound metabolic process. The transcript is spliced from 3 exons.
AUGGUGACCGGUAAAAUGACGCCAGAGGAAUGCGCCCAGCUGGAGGCCGCCUGCGUGGCGGGCGAUGCUCCAGCCAUGCUUGGCGUGAUCAUCGCACUCUGCGUGCACUAUAAGCAGAAUCACGUGGCCGAGGCUCUUUUGGAUUUGGAGUGCAUUCGUACAAAGCCCUUGCUCGAGACACAGGCACGAGCCGUUCAAAUGCUGGCCGCACUUCCCUUGAGUGCCCGCCACCUCGGCGAUGAGAACCGCACCCUCAACGUCCUCAAUGUCAUCCUGCGUCCCCUGGCCAAAUCACUCCCUGCCCAGCUUCAGGCCCAAGUGGGUGCACUCCUAGAUGAACAAGCCCAGGCGUUUGUUCGACAUUGCCAAACCCUCGAGCCCACCGCAUCCGCUGGCCUUGCGACGACCACCGCAGCAAUUUCACCCACAAGCACCCCAGAUGCCUCAGACCCGGGUGCACCAGAUCCCUUGGCCCUCUGGCAGUACGGAAUUCUCACCCCAGCCGCCCUCCAGCGCAUCGCCAAGACCUGCAAGGUCAAGCGUACCCAGAUCAGCGGUGAGUUGCUGGCCUCGUACGUGGACACCCUCGUGUCUCUCUAUCAAAAUCUUAGGGCCCACUGGACGCCCAUUGAGGGUGGGCCCGCUGACAUGCGCGCCGCGCGCGCUGCUGUUCAAGGCCAAGCCGCAGCGUCUCCCUCGACCUCUGGUCCGACCCCGACUCCGGGCACUGGCCCCCUGGUGGGUGACUAUACCGCCUACAUCGGGCGUGAAAAGUUUGUCAAGGGCUGGCUCACCGCAGCCGCCCGCCUCAUGAUUCAAUUCAAAGUCGGACUACAGGCCGCGCCAAAUCUGUUUGAGCUCCUCCUCGAGAAUAGUGCGGCUGAGGUGGCGUUUGAAUUGGCCGAGCGCAUCGGUCCGCAUGACCCCGCCGUCCCGGCCGCCUUGGUGCGCGCCUGUCUUGAUCGCCAGCAGUUGCGCCUCGCCAAUCGCGCCGUUGAAACCUUUUCCCUGCACGACGCCUUCCCCACCGUUCGGCGGCAGUAUCACGAGUCCAAGAUGACUGAUUUUCUCGACAAGGGCCUAGUCGAACUGGCAGCUGCGGUUGCCCAGAAGCGGGAUGAUCUGCGUCAGCCCUUUGUUGAGGCCCUCCUCAGUCUCGAUGAGUUUGACCUCGCCCUUCAAUACCGCGAUCGCUUCGGGCUUCAGAAGGAGGUGCACGUCUCUGAACAAGAUGUUGCACAACAUCGCGAGCAAUACGCCCGAACCUACGUGUCACUGCCUUCUGCCCUCUUUCCCGCUCGCCUCAUCUUUGCCCACGACGAGGCUACUCUGGCUCACGCUCAGACGGCGCUCACCACUUCUCUGACUGUGAGUCGCACCGCCGGCCUCGUGCCCAUCCUGGGCCUUGAUUCCGAGUGGAAACCGCGGACGCUAAGUCAUGCCGACGAGCCCGUCGCCAUUCUGCAACUGGCGACGCGGGACGCUUUGGUCAUUCUCGAUACGCUUGCCUUGCCCAGCAGCAGCUACGACCCCUGGCUUCUCCAGCUUUGGACAGAUGAGACCGUGGUCAAGACCGGCUUUGCCUUUAAAGGCGACAUGACCAAGCUCCGCCACUCGGCGCCCUCGGCUCGCUGCUUUGAGGCACUCCACGCCUUUGUUGAGCUUGAGCACGCUGCCAAGGCCUACUGCGCCGAUUGGGGUGCCAGUCUAGGUAGUCUCACCGCUACAGUCUUUGGUCGCCACCUUAACAAGGUCGAUCGCAUGUCUGACUGGAGCCAGCGGCCGCUCACAAAGCGUCAGCUUCACUACGCUGCCUUGGACGCCUGGAUCUGCGUCAAGCUGCUAGAGCGCCUUCUGACCGAGCCAGGACCCAUGCACGCCUGCGAUGAAUUUACACGUACUGCCUCAAGCACAGAUUCACAAGUGCGGGAGCGUCUGUCCCGCCUGACCGAAGUCCUCCAAGCGCGCACCCCAACCCGUGGCAAACGCCUUCCGGUGGUCAAUGCACCGUUGUCCGCGCUCACGCACCACGUCAUGCUUGGUGAAGAGGCCGCUGGCCAAAGUUCAGCUGCAUCAACUCAGGAGCUGGUUGUGGCCCCGCAGACAGCAGAUGCUGAUGGCGCCGCUAAUCGCCUGGUAGAGCGCCUGGCGGCCUUGCAGCUGCAUUGGGAUCCUGCGGUCCCCGUCGACCAGCCCUUGGGCACCGUGUCCGUGCGAAACUUUUUGCAAAUUCGAGGUGUCGAUACCUUGGCCGCGCCUGCCACCGAUAGCGCCAAGGACACUGCCAAGCACGUGCAUCUGGUCGACGUGGGCGACGUCGAGGGCGCAAGCUUGGCUGCAGCUGGUACAAGUGCCAAGAGCGUAGCUUUUCUCGCCAACGGCCAGCCCGUCGUCGUGCUAUUGUUGAGCAGCAGCCGCGCCAGCAAGCCGGCCGUUGCAGCGGCGUUUGGGGUGCAUAAGCGAAGCGUCCGCUUGGCCUCGCCUGCCGAAUGCAUAUCGGUGUUUGGCUAUGCCCCUGGUACAUUGCCGCCUGUGGGCCAUCGUUCGCUUUGUCCCGUGCUUGUGGACGGGCGGGUGGCCGCCCAGAACGCCACACCCUUGACAUUUGGUGGAGGGGAUGUCCACAUGCGGCUCCUGAUUAGCUUUGAGCAGUUGCAGGGUGUGCUACCCAUGGCUGUUGCGGCACUAGCUGAAGAGGGCGCGCCGCAGUCGGCUGUGGCGUUGCCCGCAUCGGCGGUGGGUGGUGUUGGACAGCUGCGGUUUCUGACUGAUGCCAUGUGUGGCCGGCUCACUCGCUGGCUACGUUGCGCCGGUGUGGAUACGGACAUGUGUUUGAGCUAUGAUGUCAAGGCCGUCGUCGCCCAGGCGCGUGCGGCGGGCCGGACCGUGAUCACGUGCAGUCACAAGUAUGCCAAGCAGCUGCGUGGCGUGCCUCACUUUCUAUUGCAUGGUGCCGACAUUCGCAGUCAGUUUAUUGAGGUAGCACAACACUUUGAGCUCGCCUUGGAUCCUGACUCGUUCCUCUCCCGUUGCACCAAGUGUAACGGCACAUUUCGCAAGGUGCCGUCGGCUGAUCAGCUUGAGGGCAUCAUGCCUCCACGAGUCUUGGCCCGUGUUUCUGAAUUUUGGCGCUGCGAUAGCUGUGGGUGCAUUGUCUGGAAAGGGUCCCAGUUUCGCCGCCUAACGCUGCUUUUUGAGAGUCUCUAUGGGAGUCAGGACGCGGCGACUCAAGCUGCUCGGCUGAGUGUUCCGGAUUUUGAUGAAGGGGAGAAUGACCUGGAUGAUGAUGAUGAUGAUGAUCUGGAUGGUCUGAGUCAAGGAGAACAGGAGAUUUCUUUGCCUCAAGCCAACACCUUGGGUGACUCUACUCCGCUCUAA